Messenger RNA from Perca fluviatilis (European perch), 1923 nucleotides. It is a transcript of the gene asah1b, whose product is annotated as N-acylsphingosine amidohydrolase (acid ceramidase) 1b. The coding region runs from base 114 to 1292 and encodes 392 amino acids. NCBI's taxonomy places the organism in Eukaryota, Metazoa, Chordata, Actinopteri, Perciformes, Percidae. Gene Ontology annotation, biological process: fatty acid metabolic process. Gene Ontology annotation, molecular function: fatty acid amide hydrolase activity; N-acylsphingosine amidohydrolase activity. Gene Ontology annotation, cellular component: lysosome. The transcript is spliced from 14 exons. The record is from RefSeq and is a predicted model, not a curated record.
GUAAACAGUAGCAGCUUCCGCAGUAAACUUCGUAUAUUAGCAGCCACGGUACAGCACCAGUCUGGGAGAAAUCAAAGCCGGUCUACGGAGUUCUUUGGUGAAAUCCUUCAAAAAUGGGCCACUGUGUUUUUCUCAUUUUAGCGGCUGUGUUUUCCGUCGCAUGGACACAGUUUAUCCCGCCGUACACAGAAGAAUGUCGGGAAGAAAUGUAUCCACCAAAGGGUCCCACGUUCAGAGGAGCUGUCGGUUGGUACACAGUGGACCUCGACCUACCGCCCAGCAAGAGAUGGACAGCUCUAAUCACUGACAAAAAAAAUGAUCUGGUCAACAUGAUCCAGGCCAUCCGAGACUUGGCUAAUGCGUUUGUGCCCAGUGGAAGGCUGAUUGAGCUGGUUGACAUUACGCUGCCUUUGAUGGUGGACACUCUCCCAAACCCUUUCAGUGAUGAAAUCAAAGGAAUUGCAGCUGCUUCAGGGAUUCCUCUUGGUGAAGUCGUCUUGUUCAACAUCUUCUAUGAGGUGUUCACGGUGUGCACAUCAGUUGUUGCAGAAGACAAUAAGGGUAACCUCAUUCAUGGUAGAAAUCUGGAUUUUGGAUUAUUUAUGGGCUGGGAUGUGAAAAACAAGUCCUGGAUCAUUAGUGAGAAGCUGAAGCCUCUGGUUGUCAACCUCGACUUCAAGAGAAAUAAUCAGACCGUCUUCAAGUCUACAAACUUUGCUGGAUACGUUGGCAUGCUGACUGGCAUCAAGCCUCACAUAUUCACUCUGACUAUGAAUGAGCGCUUCAGUCUCGAUGGAGGAUACAUUGGAAUCCUGGAGUGGAUCUUAGGGAAGAGAGAUGGGAUGUGGAUGAGCUUCCUCACUCGCUCAGUCCUAGAAAAUGCAACUAGCUACGAGGAAGCCAAAAGUCUCCUGGCUCAGACCAAGCUGCUGGCUCCAGCUUACUUCAUCCUCGGAGGAAACCAGACCGGCCAGGGCUGCAUCAUCACACGGUCCAGACUGCUCAGCAUCGACCUCUUGGAGAUUGACCUGAAGCUGGGCCGGUGGUACGUCCUGGAAACAAACUACGACCACUGGAAGGAGCCUUUUUUCCUGGAUGAUCGCAGAACUCCUGCCAUGAGGUGCAUGAACCAGACCACACAGACAAAUGUCUCCCUGCAGACCAUGUAUGAUGUCCUCUCCACCAAACCAGUGCUAAACAAGUUGACCACAUACACGACACUGAUGCAAGUGUCUGAGGGAAAACUGGAGUCGUAUAUCCGCGACUGCCCGAAUCCCUGCAUGCCCUGGUAACGCUCCAACCACUGAACCCUGAUCAGUUUGUAAAUGCCUAUUUGCAUGGAGAAGCUGUGAUAAAGACAAGCUCAGCUGAUCUUGGGGCAGUGUGGAUUUUGUUCCUUUUGAACUGUUUGCACAGCUAUCAAAUCACAUGAACCAAAGUUUGUCUUGAUAUAUUGUGUUUUGGUUUCCAGACAAUUCAGGAAUACUUAAAAGCUUUGAUGAAAAUACUGAAUCUUAUUUUGUUUUUGUUUUUUUGUCAUUAGGAAAAUGUACAAAAGUGAAUCAAACUUGUAAAUGUUUUCCCUCAGUUAUUUUUACUGUAAUGGGUUAUUUGCAAAAUGAGUUAAUCAGUGAUCUCACCAUUGGCAUAGGGACCCCUGAGAUAAAGGCAUGUGUGUAAUUCAAUUAAUGCAAAAUAUGGUUACAUUCUUUAGUUAGAUUUCUCAAAUCCACUCACCAUUUAGUGCCUCCACACUGUAGCCCUGCUUUAUUAGUUUUUGUUUUUGAAUCCAGGUCAAACUCAAAAUGUCGAACUAGGUUAGUUACAGUUACUGUCUCACAUGAUCACUGACCAUUUUACACACUGAUACUGACCAAUGUACCUCAUGGAUUAAGAUGGUUAAUAAAAUGAUUCCCAAAUGUA